AUGGCCGAAUCCCUUCCCCAAACCUACGACGACCUCCCCGACAAGCGGCGCUACUGGCCCGCAGCCCCCAACUCCGCCGACGAGGGCCUGGGGAUGCUCCGUCUCCUCACCCCAGAAGUGGUCGCCAACGCAGCACGCACCCAAAUUCAGACUGGCGAGCGCGUAUGCCUCAACUGGGACCUGGAGAAGCUGAACCCACCAGGUAAUCCCCUCCUUCCAACCCAUCCUCUAUCGCCAACUAACCUAAACACAGGCUUCGGCCGCAAACCCUUCGCCCACCAGGUUAAAUGGGUCAGCGAAGGCCACGCCUUCGACGACGAGUACCACUUCAACCCACAGCAAUCCUCCCAAUGGGACGGCCUACGACACCACAAUGCCCCAGCCCCAACACCCGACGACCCUGACCGCCGCGUCUUCUACGGCGGCACCACCUCCACCGAGAUCCUCGACCCGUCCUCAGCUCGCAUCGGCAUAGCCCACUGGGCCAAGAAGGGCAUCGCCGGCCGUGGCGUCCUCAUCGACUACGCGUCCUACAUCCAGCGAACCAAGGGCAUAACAGUAAACGCCCUAACCCGGCACACCGUCUCCCUGGACGACGUCCUCACCAUCGCGAAAGAAUGCAACAUCACCUUCCAGCCAGGCGACAUUCUCUUCUUGCGUGUCGGCCUGCCCACCACAUGGGAUAACAUGUCCGAUGACGAGAAGGUCAAAUACAGUCAACAGGAAAUGCCUCAGCAUGCAGGGUUAGAGCAGAGUGAGCGCGUGGUGCGGUUCCUCUGGGACCAGCAUUUCGCGGCUGUGGCGGGUGAUGCGGUCAGCUUCGAGGUGUAUCCGCCUGUAGAGAAGGAGUGGGAUUUGCAUCAUUUUCUGUUGGCCGGGUGGGGAGUGCCGAUUGGGGAGAUGUUUGAUCUGGAGGGGUUGAAGGAGGUUUGUGAGAGGUUGGGCAGGUGGACGUUUUUCGUUAGUUCGAGUCCGUUGAAUUGUAAAACGGGGGUGUCGAGUCCGCCAAAUUGUAUGGCUAUCUUUUAG
Molecule: messenger RNA, 1029 nt
Organism: Aspergillus tubingensis
Lineage: Eukaryota; Fungi; Ascomycota; Eurotiomycetes; Eurotiales; Aspergillaceae
Exons: 1
Coding region: 1-1029 (342 amino acids)
Molecular function (GO): arylformamidase activity
Source: RefSeq, a predicted model, not a curated record